AUGACCUCAGAAGAUGAAUUCAAUGAAGAUGUCGGUGACAAUGAAGUAGAUUCAAAAGUAUCGGUUCAAACAAGAGAUGAUGCGGAUCUUGUUGCAAAUGCCGUCUAUCGUGCUGACUUUGAUAGAGAACGAUAUCCUGGAUCCAAAGCAGUUCGUGAUAACCUUUUCGAUAGCAUUGAGAAUAUAAGAAAAUGGAUGUUCAGAAUGCAGUCUGGAACAGCUGGCAAUAUUUCAAAUCCCGACGACUUGUCCAAAGGUUCCCUGACCUUGAAGGAAGUAGUUCAGCAGCUUAUUAUCGACAUGUUUCUUUACCACGCCACACCAUUGAUGACUGGCCCAUACAAGGUCCUACUUGAAACUGAUGGCUCUGACUUAGAUCCUGACCAAUCAACUCUUCAAAGAACAAAUGCCUGA
Ascoidea rubescens DSM 1968 is the source of this 414-nucleotide messenger RNA. RefSeq lists its product as uncharacterized. The record is from RefSeq and is a predicted model, not a curated record. NCBI's taxonomy places the organism in Eukaryota, Fungi, Ascomycota, Saccharomycetes, Ascoideales, Ascoideaceae. The coding region runs from base 1 to 414 and encodes 137 amino acids. The transcript has 4 exons.